Messenger RNA from Medicago truncatula (barrel medic), 1711 nucleotides. RefSeq names its product FBD-associated F-box protein At4g10400. The transcript is spliced from 4 exons. The record is from RefSeq and is a predicted model, not a curated record. Lineage: Eukaryota; Viridiplantae; Streptophyta; Magnoliopsida; Fabales; Fabaceae. Gene Ontology annotation, molecular function: protein binding. The coding region runs from base 71 to 1255 and encodes 394 amino acids.
UCUAAUUCUAAUUAUUAAAAGUAGAUCGAAACCCGUCGUCUUCUAUUCUAUUCUCUUCUCUCUUUGAGAAAUGGCACCAUCGGAGGAUAGAAUAAGCAAGUUGGAUGACAAAAUCAUCCACCAUAUUCUCUCAUAUGUUCCAACCAAAGACGCCGUUACAACCUCCGUUCUCUCAAAGAGGUGGACUAACCUAUGGUGCUUUGUUCCUUUUCUCGACUUCUCCGAUAUCAAAUUGGCAGACCAUGAAUCCUUUUUGUGGUUCAAUCAGUUCUUCUGCACCGUUAUGCUCUUCAGAGAAACUUAUGCUUCUAAUUCAAUCGACAGUUUCUCCCUCGACAUUCAAUAUGCUCAUCUCAACUAUUUUAGCAUUCUCCGUCUCAACAAUUGGCUUUACCUCCUUGGUAAACGCAAUGUUAAGUAUCUCAAUCUUCAUCUCAAUUUUCUCAAUGCUCUAUUGGUUGAUGUUCAACAUCGCAAAACCCUAACCCCCAAAUUGCCUAGUACCAUAUUUACCUGUAAAACCCUAGUUGUUUUAAACAUUAGUUGGUUCGCUUUUAAGGGCUUUUCUUUUUCUUCUGUUGGAUUUGGAUUUGGAUUUCCUUCACUCAAAACCCUUCAUUUCAAUCACAUAUAUUUCAAUCAUCUUAGUGAUUUUUUGUUGCUACUCGCUGGAUGUCCUGUCCUUGAGGAUUUCAAGGCAUGCCAUGUAUUCACGUUAGAGGAGGAGGAGGAGGCUACACAAGAAAGUACCUUAAAUUUAAGCAACUUGAUUAGAACAGAUAUUAUUGACACUAAUUUUGAUAUUCCAAUGAAAGCACUUUUUAAUUCUGUGUUUCUAAGAAUACAAUUAUGCCAGAGGUAUACUUCUUAUGAUUUUCCUACCUUCAACAAUUUGACUCACUUGGUGAUCAACUACUAUCUGGAUAUGUUUAUAAAAGUGCUUUACCAUUGUCCUAACCUUCAAAAGCUUGAGCUUUAUCAGACACAAACUGAUUGCGAUCAGAAAGGACAACAAAGUUGGGUAAACCCAACAUCUGCUCCACAAUGCCUCUCAUUACAUCUUACAACUUGCACUAUUCGGGACUUUGCAUUUGUAGACCUACAAAAUGACAUUAUGCUAGCAAGAUAUAUUCUUAAUAAUGCAAGAGUUUUACAAACCAUGAUGAUAUGGAGUGAUAAAGAACAACCUCAAAUAGAAAGGGAAUUAUCCUCAUGUCCAAGGGCAUCCACAACUUGUCAACUUUCAGUUUAUUGAUAACGUAUAGCACAUGUCACUCGGUUUUUGGUCGGCCAUUACAAUUUUGUCCAACCCUAUUUGGAACCAACGAGGCUUUCACCAUUUGAGAAUUCUCAGAGUAAAUACAAAAAAGAAAAGAGAGUGAUUAAUUGAAUUUUCAUAGAAGGUUCUUUAGGAAGAGAAGGGGUCAGAAAUUCUUCCAGAUUCCAAUAUCAUACUGCGUUUUUUCAUUAUUAUUUUUCAAAAAAAUGUGCCUUGUAUAUAUUUAUACGACUCUAGUUUAAAUAGAUGUGCUUGUUAUUAGCUGAAAUAUAUCCUUCCAGAUUCCAAUAUCUUACUGCGUUUUUUCUUAUCUUUUAUUUAAGCCAUAAUUUUCUACUUCACAUUAUGAUUUUGUUAUGAUCUUUUUGUAGUAGAAUUAAGUGAAAUAAACGUGCUUGCUAUUAGUUGAAAUAUAUUUUGAUGUUAGUGGCU